Medicago truncatula (barrel medic) is the source of this 1260-nucleotide messenger RNA. RefSeq names its product proteasome assembly chaperone 2. NCBI's taxonomy places the organism in Eukaryota, Viridiplantae, Streptophyta, Magnoliopsida, Fabales, Fabaceae. The transcript has 7 exons. Gene Ontology annotation, biological process: proteasome assembly. The coding region runs from base 153 to 995 and encodes 280 amino acids. The record is from RefSeq and is a predicted model, not a curated record. Gene Ontology annotation, cellular component: nucleus; cytosol.
CAAGCCCAAUUGUAACCCGCAUCCAAAAGCCCAAAUAAGCGAUUUUCUGCUUCUUCUUCCUCAAGAAAAGAGAAGAAUUUAAGCAAUAAGCAAAAGCAGGAAAAAUCUGAAGCAGGGUUUACAAAACAAAUUUCACCUAUUCACGUUAAAACAUGAAGUUCAUCCCCGAAGAAGGAAAGCACCUUCACGAAGAUUGCUCCACUUUGAUUUUGCCUGCUGUGUCAAUUGGGAAUGUUGGGCAGUUAACAGCAGACCUUUUGGUUUCAUCAAUGGGUUCUGAGAAAGUUGGUUACUUGGAUGAUCCUUAUGUUCUUCCUUGUGUUGGCAAUGAUGCUUAUGGACCUUUUCCUCAAGGAGACCUUGCCCUUCCUCUUGAAGCUUAUGAUUCUCCUUCUAAUGGUCUUACUGUUAUCCAGCAGAGGUCCCCUGUAAUUAAGGGUAUGAUGCUCGAGUUUGCAAAAAACAUGGCUGAUUUUAUUGCUGGAAGUGGAAAGAAGCAUAUCAUUAUUCUCUCCAGCUUAGAUUUUGGAAAGUGGCAAAAGGUCGACAUGUCAAGUGGUUUGCAGAUUUAUUACCUAUCUAGUGCCAACAGCAACGGAGCAGAUGAAAACUGUGAACAGCUUGGGUGGAAGAAACUUCAGGAGUAUGACCCUUCUCAAAAGCAUUGGAAAUAUCUUAAUGAUUUAGCUGAAGGAAAUGCAACGCCUGAAGAUACUACAUCUAUUGAAGAUGAACUUGAAGAAGAAAAUUAUUAUGCUAGCUUACCUUUCGCUGCGCUUUUUUCUUUUCUCAAGGCUAAAGGUUUGAAGGUUACCUGCUUAUUAUGUUAUUGCUCAGAAGGAGAUAACACGUCUGAUGCUUUUCAAUUAGCUGAUGCAGCAUGCAAACUUCUAAGGCUGAGUCACCCCAAUUCUGGAAUUGAAGGUGGCAAGUGGCGAAUUCCGCUUUCUUGGAUGUCUGUAUAUGGACCGCCUCCAGAUGUGUCCAUUUUCUAAGAUUAGGUUGUUGUAAUUCGUGUAGUUAAAUUAUGGCCGAAAAUGGAUAUUACUGUCCAUCUUUUGUGGCUCCAAAAGCAUGUUAGCAGUGUUAGUUUUUUUUUUUUUUUUUACUUGUAACGCGGAAUCUGAUGCAUAGUUUGUGUCUCGAAAAUCAACAAGGAAAUUCGCUUGAGACUUUAAAGAUAUGAAUUGGCUCAAACAUAUGUUUGAAGUCUCUUCAAUUGAUUUCCAAACAUCCUAUAAAUCCCUAAGUUUUGUUUUA